Messenger RNA from Triticum turgidum subsp. durum (durum wheat), 912 nucleotides. NCBI's taxonomy places the organism in Eukaryota, Viridiplantae, Streptophyta, Magnoliopsida, Poales, Poaceae. The record is from the annotation of a GenBank genome assembly.
AUGCUAGCAGAAAUGAAUCUUCUACAUCAUUACCACAGACCGAUUGCACAAUCUAAUUGUCGUCCUGUGGUGAUUCUGGCGAUAGUUCUUCGGCUCUCCCCCACGAGAACCGGAGCAGGAAUUGCAAGAAGAAUAUAUACCCGAUUCCCUCCGUCCCGAGCUCAAAUCUUGUUUUCCCCCAUCUGCUUGAUCGCCUCGCCUCCCUCGUUUCUUCGUCUCGCGCGACUCGGCCAGGGGGAUCCGGCGCGGAGAGGAAUGACAUCGCCGAUGUCCGGAGACGCACGCACGCCGCCCCGUGGGGCGGCGCCUUACGCUCUGUACCAGUUCGGCACCAGCGGCGCCGCCGUCGCCGUCGCCACCGCCGUCACGCAUCCGCUCGACGUUAUCAAAAUUAGACUCCAAAUGCAGCUUGCUGGGCAAAGAGGAAACUUAGUUGGAAUGGGGGCAAUAUUUACACAAAUGGUAGAAAGGGAAGGGCCUCGAUCACUCUAUCUGGGAUUUGCACCAGCAUUGACUAGAUCCCUCAUCUAUGGUGGCCUUCGAUUAGGAUUGUAUGAGCCCUGCAAACAUGUCUGCAGCUACGCAUUUGGUUCAACAAACUUUGCUUUUAAAUUUGCAUCCGGAGUAGUUGCUGGUGCCCUAGCAACUGCAUUGACAAACCCGAUGGAGGUUUUAAAGGUGAGAUCACAGAUGAGUACAAGCAGAAUUAGUACAAUUGGAGUGACGAGGGAAAUUGUAUCAGAGGAAGGAGUCAAAGCGCUUUGGAAAGGAGUUGGCCCAGCUAUGGUGAGAGCAGGCUGCCUCACGGCAUCACAAAUGGCAACUUAUGAUGAGGCCAAACAGGUCUUGCUGAUGUGGACACCACUUGAAGAAGGUCGAGCUGCAUCGCUGGAACAGCUGGUACACUUGUGA